AAGAGAUGCCAGUUUGGACUAUCUUCGUCUCAGUUAAAGUCUCCAACACCAAUCUAGGGUCCCCUCUCUCUCUCUCUCCAUUGUAGCCAUGGGAUCUACUAUUUCCACUUUCUCUCUCUUAAAGCCAUUAUGCUGAGGUAGUUGUUAAAGGUACGAGUUCCUCAUAUGAGAUUUGGGCCUAGAGGAAGAAAGGGAGAGUAAGGAUGUCGAGUGGAAGAAGCACCCAUUGGUGUUACCACUGCAGGCAACCAGUUAGACUUCGAGGGCGUAAUGGAGCUUGCACCUAUUGUCGUGGAGGAUUUGUUCAAGAUCUUGAGGAUAUGUUGACCAUGAACCGUUCCCUAGAUUUUUUUGGGCUGGACAAUGUUGAAGACUACGAGCAGAGGACUGGAUCUAUGGAUGCUUUCUCAACUUUUGUGAGUCAACUAAUGGCAGGAAGAAACAAUAAUUUUGAUAUCAGAGGAAGAUCAGAUUCAAGAACUAACAAUGGUGAGCAUGGUCCUAGAUUGAUUUUCAGUGGCCAAAUGCCUUAUCGGACGGCUGAUAGUGGUGAGUUUGUGGAAUUCUUUAACCAGGCUCUUGGAUUUAGGCGAGGAAAUGGUGGUGAUUAUUUUGUGGGUCCUGGACUGGAAGAAUUUAUAGAAGAGCUAACUCGUAAUGAUCGACAGGGUCCUCUCCCAGCACCCAAAUCAUCAAUUGAUGCGAUGCCAACGGUUAAAAUAUUGCAGAAGCAUAUUCGUUCUGAUUCUCACUGCCCUGUUUGUAAAGAAAAAUUUGAGUUGGGGUCUCAAGCAAGGAAAAUGCCAUGUAAUCACUUGUACCACUCAGAUUGUAUUGUCCCAUGGCUAGUUCAACACAAUUCUUGCCCUGUUUGUCGCCAGGAAUUGCCACCACAACAAUCUGCUGAUGGGCGUGGCAGUCGAAGCUCAAGGGGCCAAAGUAGAAGCAACAGGUUUAGUAGGAAUGCCAGUGGAAGGGAGAACAGGAGUGAGAAUCAGGGAAGGCGAAAUCCAUGGUCUAUUUUAUGGCCUUUCCGCUCCUCCAGUUCCAACUCGCGCCGUCAUGAAACAGCUGGAAGCAGCUCGGCUACAACACAUGAAGAUAGUAGCAGUAGGGAUUAUUCUGCCUGGCCUUUCGAAUAGUCAGGUUGGUCUGUUUCAGCAUGGCUUGUUUUAUGUUCUCUUUCUUUGUGACCACAGCUCGGGAACUCCAUUCAAUGAAGCAAAUUCUGGUGCAGUAAGUAUUUUGAGAUCCUGUAGUCUUCCGGACUGGAACCUGUUUCUCCAAAGUUGUAAGAUAGUCUUCGUGGGUUAACCUGUUUAUUGUUCCUUCAAUGUAAAUCAGCUGUUUUUUAAAUUUUCGUGGUCUGUAUUUUAGCAUUUUGCCUGCCACUGUGCUUCUCAAGGUUUCAAUGCUCAUGCUCUUGGUCUGGUUUUGCUCUGUGUCCCUCCAGAAAUUUCGCUUAAUUGAUUUGGAAAUCUGAUCUGGAAACAUGAACAUAAGGAAGACUAAUUUAUUUUAAAUGCAUUGGGAAAUUGUAAUUUGCUGUUUUUCA
This is a messenger RNA of Cornus florida, 1555 nucleotides long. RefSeq names its product probable E3 ubiquitin-protein ligase RHC1A. Gene Ontology annotation, cellular component: cytoplasm. The transcript is spliced from 2 exons. Gene Ontology annotation, biological process: protein ubiquitination. The coding region runs from base 204 to 1142 and encodes 312 amino acids. Gene Ontology annotation, molecular function: ubiquitin protein ligase activity. Lineage: Eukaryota; Viridiplantae; Streptophyta; Magnoliopsida; Cornales; Cornaceae. The record is from RefSeq and is a predicted model, not a curated record.